Messenger RNA from Gaeumannomyces tritici R3-111a-1, 510 nucleotides. RefSeq lists its product as hypothetical. The record is from RefSeq and is a predicted model, not a curated record. The transcript has a single exon. Bases 1 to 510 code for a protein of 169 amino acids. Lineage: Eukaryota; Fungi; Ascomycota; Sordariomycetes; Magnaporthales; Magnaporthaceae.
AUGGCGGGCCGGGCGUCGACCCCGUCAGACACCAACUCGACUGGAUCAGAGUCGUGGUCCAUGGUUGACGGCGGCGAGCCCAUCGAGCAUACCACUGCCUUCCAUGCCGUCAGGUUUCCGCAACAGACGCGCGUGCUCGACUUUGACCACUCGGCCCCAACCGAGACGUGUGGUCAGAUGGCGGCUGCUAUCUCGCGCCGCCACAACAUCAUGAUGCCGUUCGGAGGCGACGGCUGUUGCGACAUUCCCAGCCCCGCCGUCCCCAGUGACUCGGCCCGAGCGCAAGCGUGUUCUUCGGAGAGCGACAAGUCUAGCAGCGACUAUGCCACUAGCGGCGCUCUUCUAUCUCCUCUCGUCGCAAACGCCAGCUCCGGCGGCAACCGCCCCCGCAGCCACUCCAACCCGCCCCGUCCCGACUCAGAGAGCCCUGGCGCUGUCAGCAAACGUAUGUUCCUGCAGGAGCUUGGCCGCCGCGGCGUGGCAUUCAGCGAGCCUAAUCCCAGCUUCUAA